UAACAGGGCAGAGGCAGGAGGAGCAGCAGCAUGGCAGGGCUCCGCGUCCGCUCGGCUCUGUUGACCGGGGCCAACCGAGGGAUUGGCCUGGGACUGGUCAAACACUUCCUGCAGCUGCCAAACCCUCCUGAGAGGAUCUUCGCAGCCUGCCGGGACCCCAAGGGAGAGCGAGCGCAGGAGUUGCAGAGUUUGGCGUCCAAGCACCCCAGCCUGGUCAUCAUCCCACUUGAUGUCACUGACCCUGCCAGCAUCCAGGCAGCUGCAGCCAGAGUCACAGAGCACCUGAAGGGCUCUGGGCUCAACCUCCUCAUCAACAACGCUGGGAUUGUGAAGUGGAACUCACUUGAUACCACAACACGGGAGGAAAUGUCUGAAGUGUAUGCCACCAACACGAUUGGGCCCCUGCUCGUGAGCCAGGCGUUCCUGCCCUUGCUGAAGAAGGCUGCCCAGGGAAGCCCGAGCUCCGAGCUGAGCUGCAGCAGGGCAGCCAUCAUCAACAUUUCCAGCAUUGGUGGCUCUAUUGCUUCCGAGUCUAGCUGGGAUAUGAUUCAAAUUGUCUCCUACCGCUGCAGCAAGGCUGCUCUGAACAUGCUCACCAAGUGCCAGUCCUUGGGCUACCGGCAACACGGCAUCCUCUGUGCUGCCCUCCACCCUGGCUGGGUGCAAACCGACAUGGGCUCCGUGAGUGGACACACGCCUCCCUUGACAGUGGACAUGAGUGUGCAGAUGAUGCUGGAAGUGUUCUCCAAACUUUCCGAGAAGGACAGCGGCACUUUGCUGGACUGGGAAGGGAAAGUCAUACCCUGGUGAGACCCCAGAGCAGCAUCAUGCCGGGAUCCUGACAGCAGGUCCCUUUGCUGCUGCACCAAGCUGUGCCC
Messenger RNA from Nothoprocta perdicaria, 878 nucleotides. Its product is annotated as C-factor-like. Lineage: Eukaryota; Metazoa; Chordata; Aves; Tinamiformes; Tinamidae. Bases 31 to 810 code for a protein of 259 amino acids. The record is from RefSeq and is a predicted model, not a curated record. The transcript has 6 exons.